Molecule: messenger RNA, 1167 nt
Organism: Branchiostoma floridae (Florida lancelet)
Lineage: Eukaryota; Metazoa; Chordata; Leptocardii; Amphioxiformes; Branchiostomatidae
Product: protein FAM221A-like
Exons: 9
Coding region: 175-1167 (330 amino acids)
Source: RefSeq, a predicted model, not a curated record
UACAUAUUUCAGCUCAGGUGUUCAAACUUUCGGCAGGUGAAAGCAGCUGCUGUAGGUGCGACUAAAACAGGUGUAAGGUUACAGUUGUUGAGUGUCUGACGAUUGUGUUGUAAGGUUCUGGGAAUGGACUAGAUGUCUUCGGAAUUAUAAAGUGCUUAAAUCCCUGAGUGAGUGAUGGCCCAGCAGUAUCACCUGAAGUUUGAUGGAAGUGCUGCUGCUUCAGUUGACAAGUACUUGGAGUACAGACGAAUUGUAGGAGAAGAUGAUGGAGGACAGUUGUUCACUCCGGAGCAGUAUGAAGAGUAUAAGAAGAAGGUUCUCCCCAUGAGACUUAAGAACAGACUGUACACCAGCUGGUCUUCCCCCACCGGUAUGGACUGUAAGCAGAUCGGACCAGAGACUCCGUGCUUCUGUGGACACAGGUACAAACAGCAUAAGACUGAUUUCCAAAAGCUUCCCGAGGAGCGGCCUAUCAACCUCCCGUGUCGCGUGAACGGGUGCAAGUGUGCGGCGUACCACUACGUACCGCUGAACGGCAGCCAGCCAAUCAGGUGUGGCUGUAAGCACUACGCCGACAACCACUCGGAGCUGUUUCCUUAUAGGUGUAGGAAAGUUGCUCCAGGUGGCGCAACCUGCACCUGUCCCGGCUUCAAGAGUUCGUUCACCUGCGGCUGCGGACAGGCGACCUACAGACACGAGACCCUGGUGGAGACCAAGGAUGAAAGGGAGGCAAGGGGCCACCCCGUGGGUUGUGACGUCCCCUAUGCGGCCAUGGGAGGGCUGACUGGCUUCAGUUCUCUCGCCGACGGAUACAUGAGACUGGACCCCAGCGGCAUUGGUGACCCCUACCCUGACGGAUACCUGUUUGACCCCAUCGGGGUCGACGACCAUCCGUUCCUCAGGGCGCACGCCAACACCAUCCGCCAGGUCGAAGGUCAGCGUCAGCUGCAGGGGGGCGGGGGCGUGCCUGCGCUGACCAAUCAGAUGGAAGGCAUGAAGAUGGAGGGAGAAGAUGACAUGGCGUACUUUGAGAGACGUUACCAAGAGAGGUUGAAGGCUGAGAGACAGCGAGCACGCCAGCCAGCCGUCAGAUCUGCGACCACGCAGCCACGGGUUGGGCUGCGUAAAACGCCCGCAUCUGGGAAAGCUCGCGGGAAGAAACCCUGA